Rotaria sp. Silwood2 is the source of this 759-nucleotide messenger RNA. The record is from the annotation of a GenBank genome assembly. Lineage: Eukaryota; Metazoa; Rotifera; Eurotatoria; Philodinida; Philodinidae.
AUGGGCGACUAUUCGAAAGCACUUCAAUUUCACGAAAAAGCAUAUGAAAUUUUCGAAAAAUCAGUGCCUCUAAAUCGUUCUCAGUUGACUCUUAGUCUCUUGAAUUCAGCCGAGUGCUACGAAAAAAUGGGUGAUUAUGCAAUGGCUCUCAAGAAUCUUCAGAAUGCUUUUCAAAUUCAACAAAAAAUACUUCCAGAAAAUAAUCCAGCUUUUGUUGAUACAUAUCGAGGCUUAGGAACGGUUUAUCGGAGUAUGAAAGAUUACUCAAGGGCACUCGUAUAUUUUCAGCAGGGCCUUGCAAUAGAUGAAAAAUCGUUACCGGCAACGCAUCUCAGUUGGUCUAUUACGUGCAGUCAUAUUGGUGAUGUUCACAGAUUAAUUGGCAAGUAUGAAAUGGCACUUUCAUUUCAUCAAAAAGCUUUAAAUACUCAACAAAAAGUUGAAUGUAACCCACUGGACUGUGCUACGACGUAUACAAAUUUAGGUGAGACCUACCGAGCAAUCAAUGAUUAUUCGAUGGCAUUAACAUACUUUCAAAAAGGACUAAGAAUUCGUGAAAAUAUGUUACCCAAAAAUCAUUCUGAUCUAGCAGCAAUUUAUAACAGUUUAGCGAAAGUAUACUUCGCCAGUAAACAGUAUGGUAUGGCAAUGAAAAAUGUUCAACAAGCCAUAGAAAUCGCUCAAGAGAAGUUGCCUUCAAAUCAUCCUCAUCUUCUAGAGUACAAAGAACAAUUGGAAAUUAUUCGAAGGAAAACGUAA